AUGAAAUCUCGGGAGCAGCUGGUGCAGCAGGUGCUGCAGGAGUUGCAAGAGGCAGUGGAGUCCGAGGGCCUGGAGGGUCUUGUGGGUGCUGCCCUCGAGGCCAAACAGGUCCUGUCUUCCUUCACCCUCCCCACCUGCCGGGAGGGGGGCCCCGGCCCCCAGGUGCUGGAGGUGGACCCUGUGGCCCUGAGCCUGUAUCCAGAGGAUGCUCCCCGGAACAUGCUGCCUCUGAUGUGCAAGGGCGAGGGCAGCUUGCUCUUUGAGGCGGUCAGCAUGCUGCUGUGGGGUGACGCAGGCCUCAGCCUGGAGCUGCGGGCCCGGACUGUGGUGGAGAUGCUGCUGCACAGACACUACUACCUCCAGGGCAUGAUUGACUCCAAGGUAAUGCUGCAGGCCGUGCGCUAUUCCCUGUGUUCCGAGGAGUCCCCUGAGAUGACCAGCCUGCCGUCUGCCACGCUGGAGGCCAUCUUCGACGCGGAUGUCAAAGCUACCUGCUUUCCUAGCAGCUUCUCCAAUGUGUGGCACUUGUACGCCCUCGCCUCUGUCCUUCAGCGCAAUAUUUACUCCAUCUACCCCAUGCGCAACCUCAAGAUCCGGCCCUACUUUAACCGUGUCAUCCGGCCCCGCCGCUGUGACCACACACCUGCCACACUGCACAUCAUGUGGGCUGGCCAGCCCCUCACCAGCCACCUCUUCCGCCACCAGUACUUUGCCCCUGUGGUGGGGCUGGAGGAGGUGGAGGCUGAAGGUACUACCGGCCCGGCCCUAGCUCCUUCAGCUCUGGCCCCACUGCCGCCACCGGCCAAGACCCUGGAGCUGCUCAACCGGGAGCCUGGCCUCAGCUACUCCCACCUCUGUGAGCGCUACAGUGUCACCAAGAGCACCUUCUACCGCUGGCGGCGGCAGUCCCAGGAGCACCGGCAGAAGGUGGCUACCCGCUUCUCGGCCAAGCACUUCCUGCAGGACAGCUUCCACCGUGGGGGCCUCGUGCCUCUGCAGCAGUUCCUCCAGAGGUUCCCUGAGAUCUCGCGCUCAACCUAUUACGCCUGGAAGCACGAGCUGCUGGGCUCUGGUGCUUGCCAGGCCCUUGCUCCCAAGGAGGCACUGGCGAUGGAGGAGCUGGAGAAGCUGCCAGAGGAGCAGGUUGUCGAGGGGCUCGGAUGCUCCUCACUGGCCGUGUCAAGCCCUGGAAUGGUCUUAAUGCAACGGGCCAAGUUGUACCUGGAGCACUGCAUCUCCCUGAAUACGCUGGUACCCUAUCGCUGCUUCAAACGCAGGUUCCCUGGCAUCUCCCGGUCCACCUACUACAAUUGGCGCCGAAAGGCCCUCCGAAGGAACCCCACCUUCAAGCCGCCACCAGCCCUCCCAGUGGCUGGGAGUCCCCAGCCUACGUCUAUUGGGGAGGAGGCCCUACUCCCUUGGAAGGGUGAGGUGGGAGAGGGGGCAGCGAAAGCAAUGGGUGAGGGGCCACCUGCCCCCCGGGAGUUCCUGCCCCUGAGGAUGCCCUUGUCCCGUUGGCAGAGGCGUCUGCGCAGGGCUGCCCGCAAGCAGGUGCUGAGUGGGCAUCUUCCUUUCUGUCGCUUUCGCCUCCGCUACCCUAGCCUGUCACCCUCUGCCUUUUGGGUUUGGAAGAGUCUUGCCCGGGGCUGGCCCAGAAGCCUGUCCAAACUUCAGGUGCAGGCCUCCACUUUGGGCAAAGCAGGGGUGCAGGAGGCAGGGGAGAAGCAGGAGAAAGAAGCUGGCAGGAACAUGACAGCUGCCAUGACCCCACCUGCAGGGACCCCAAAGGUGGGGGCUUCUCCAGGAGAGGAUCCAGGGAAGGCUGAGGGAGGGCCCUCCAGAGAGGGGGUCCUGCCAGGGGCGGCCACAGCCCAGGGCCAGCCCCACAGUGGAUCCCUGUCUAGCCGUCCUGCGGUGGCAGUGGCGGGUGGCCGGGACGGCCAAGUAUUGGUGAUGGACAUGCUCACCACCACGAAGUUCAAGGCCCAGGCCAAGCUGUUCUUGCAGAAGCGCUUCCAGUCCAAGAGCUUCCCCUCCUACAAGGAGUUCAGUGCCCUCUUCCCCUUCACUGCCCGCUCCACCUACUACAUGUGGAAGCGCGCCCUCUAUGAUGGCCUCACCCUGGUUGAUGGCUGA
Equus quagga is the source of this 2136-nucleotide messenger RNA. It is a transcript of the gene VRTN, whose product is annotated as vertebrae development associated. The record is from RefSeq and is a predicted model, not a curated record. Gene Ontology annotation, biological process: regulation of transcription by RNA polymerase II. Lineage: Eukaryota; Metazoa; Chordata; Mammalia; Perissodactyla; Equidae. The coding region runs from base 1 to 2136 and encodes 711 amino acids. Gene Ontology annotation, molecular function: sequence-specific DNA binding. The transcript has a single exon. Gene Ontology annotation, cellular component: chromatin.